UGGAUUUAGGGGAGUCGGGCGUCUUCGCCGUCGGCCUAUUCUUGGAGUUGGCGGUGGGGCGCUUCGCCGUUGACCGUGGAGCGCCUGGUAAGGAGGCGCCCGUCGCCGUCACGUUUUUGGUAAACUGAUAGCACCUCCACGAGUGAAAUUUCUAACGUGCCUCUUUAGUCGCUCCGAGACCGUGCGCUGUAACCCGUCGCAUUUUCUCUUCAGUUUUUCCAGGUUUUUUUUUCGUUUGUCGUAAGCGCUCAAAAACACCUCCACCAUGGACGCGAUCAAGAAGAAAAUGCAAGCGAUGAAGCUUGAAAAAGACAACGCUUUGGACCGCGCUGCGCACAACGAACAACUGGCCAAAGACGCUAACCUUAGAGCCGAAAAGGCCGAAGAAGAAGCCCGCUCUUUGCAAAAGAAGAUCCAAGCCAUCGAAAAUGACCUCGAUCAAACCCAAGAGCAGCUUACUCAAGUCAACGGAAAGCUCGAAGAGAAAGAAAAAGCUCUCCAAAACCAGACAACAAAAAACGGUGCAAAAACAAAACAGAAUGAAAAUACUGUGAUAACGAAUAGUGCCUUACCUAGUAGCUCAACAAAUUCAAUAAAUCAAAUGGAAACUGACGAGAAACCAAUGUUUGAUACGUCCCGAAGCUGUGAUAUCGAAGUGAUAGAUGUAGCCAGUAGUGAAGAUGUAACUAAUGUACAGCAAAAUGCAAUUAAAAGUCCAAAAUUACGUAAGCAAUACAAAUCGAAAUCGAGCGCCGAGUCUGCAAUGAAACCUCCGAAAGUCCCUGACGAAGAGUCGACUAGUCUAAGCGAUUGCGAAAUGGAGGAACUGGCAAAGUUGCGGUGCACUUCCGAGCAAACCGAAGUGGUCACCGAAAGGGAGAGACGCAGAAAGAAAAAGUGCUCCGAUUAUCCAGGCUUGGAUUUCGGUUCUGCGUUUGGUUCAGAUACCCUCAUGAAGUUUGCACUUAUCGAGAACGAAUUGCACAACAUUAAGACUAGACAUUUAAUUAGGCAAGGGUCCCUCUUGGACGUGCUCAAGAAGAAAAUGAGGCAAACCAAAGAGGAAAUGGAGAGAUAUAAGGACGAAUGCGAAGAGUUCAACAAGAGACUCCAAGUCGAGAUUAUGAGAAGGGAAGAGGCGGAAUCCGAAGUAGCGGCGCUGAACCGUCGCAUCCAAUUGCUGGAAGAGGAUUUGGAACGUUCCGAGGAACGUUUGGCCACCGCCACAGCCAAACUAGCCGAAGCCUCCGCGGCUGCCGAUGAAAGCGAAAGGAUAUUGAAAGCAUUAGAGAACAAAACAAACAUGGAGGACGAUAGGGUAUCCCAUUUGGAGCAGCAAUUGUCGCAGGCUAAACUAAUAGCGGAAGAAGCAGAUAAAAAAUACGAAGAGGUAUUAGAAAAUCGUUCGCUGGCCGAUGAGGAACGCAUGGACGCGCUGGAAAACCAACUGAAAGAGGCCCGUUUCUUGGCGGAGGAGGCCGAUAAAAAAUACGAUGAGGCCGCCAGGAAAUUGGUACUCAUGGAACACGAUUUGGAAAGAGCGGAAGAGAGGGCGGAUCAAAGCGAAAGCAAAAUUGUGGAACUUGAAGAGGAACUCCGUGUCGUAGGCAACAACCUAAAAUCCCUAGAAGUUUCCGAAGAGAAGGCCAACCAACGUGAAGAAGAAUACAAAAACCAAAUUAAGAACCUCACCACCCGUCUAAAGGAGGCUGAAGCCAGGGCUGAAUUCGCCGAACGUUCAGUGCAGAAACUCCAAAAGGAAGUAGACAGAUUAGAAGACGAAUUGGUGGCGGAGAAGGAACGUUACAAGGAAAUUGGAGACGAUUUGGACACCGCUUUCGUGGAGCUUAUUCUUUAAACGGCGUACUCCUUCGUUUAUCCUCGAUAUUUAUCGUCCUGUAUUCGCGAAUUGCACAGCUUUCCUUUUCAAUGAACGUAUUAAGAGCGACUCAAUUAAUCAAACAUGGUUUUGUUUAGGUAGGAAUACGGGACGCUAUUGUUACCUUUAAUUUGAUCUUGUGUAUGUACUUUUAUUAUAUUUUUAUGUACAUAUUAAUUUCAUUUAAUAUAUCAUUGUGGAUUAAAGGAAA
Phyllotreta striolata is the source of this 2090-nucleotide messenger RNA. The record is from the annotation of a GenBank genome assembly. NCBI's taxonomy places the organism in Eukaryota, Metazoa, Arthropoda, Insecta, Coleoptera, Chrysomelidae.